Molecule: messenger RNA, 4565 nt
Organism: Dreissena polymorpha
Lineage: Eukaryota; Metazoa; Mollusca; Bivalvia; Myida; Dreissenidae
Product: eukaryotic translation initiation factor 4 gamma 2-like
Exons: 24
Coding region: 1-2943 (980 amino acids)
Cellular component (GO): eukaryotic translation initiation factor 4F complex
Molecular function (GO): mRNA binding; protein binding; translation initiation factor activity
Source: RefSeq, a predicted model, not a curated record
AUGGCAUGCUGUGUGUUUGACAUGGUAUGGUGUGCGUUUGUGAUGGUACGCUGUGUGUUUGUGAUGAACCUGGGUGGUACUUCUCCACACGCAGGGGGACAGGAUGAGAGAUCAGUCUCAAGUCCAGCUACAGCGAAAAGAUGGAUUCCUCCCAGUAGCGUGAAACGAGAUGUCCUCACCCUUGAUGAAAAAAAUGAUAGUGUUUUUAGAAAGGUCAGAGGAAUCCUCAAUAAAUUGUCCCCAGAGAAGUUUGAUAAGUUGAGUUUGGAGCUUCUGAAUGUAGGCAUUGAAUCACAGAUCAUCCUCAAGGGAAUCAUCCUCCUGAUCUUUGAGAAGGCUCUUGAUGAGCCUAAAUACAGCUCUGUUUAUGCUAAACUAUGUCACCAACUAUGUGAAGACGCACCCAACUUUGAACCACCCGACUCCAAUAUUUCAACCUUUCGCCGACUCCUUUUGAACAAGUGCCAGGAUGAGUUUGAGAACCGAUCAAAGGCUACCAAUGCCUUUGACAAGGAUGUCUCACUGUCGGAGGAGGAGUUGGAGCAAUACCACAUUGCCAAGAGAAAGAUGCUCGGAAAUAUCAAAUUUAUCGGAGAGUUGGGCAAGCUGGAAAUGCUUCACGAGGGGAUCCUGCACCGCUGUAUCAAGCAGCUCCUCGAGAAGAAGAAAAACAUACCCCUGGUUGAGAGUGCAGAGGACCUGGAGUGUCUCUGCCAGAUAAUGAAGACUGUUGGACGUCGCCUUGACACCCCCAAGGCCAAGGCAUGGAUGGAUCAAUACUACAGUAGGAUCAAGUUCUUUGCUGGUCAGAUGGAGCUGCCGUCCAGGAUCAGGUUCAUGCUGCAGGAUGUCCUGGAACUGAGAGAGGCAAAGUGGGUGUCUAGGCGGAGUGGAUGGGAUCAUGGACCAAAGACCAUCACACAGAUCAGACAGGAGGCGGCAGAUGAGACAGGAGUGUACAUUCCCCAACAGAACAGGAUGGGUGGUCCUCGCCCGCCCAUGGCAGUAAAUGGCAGUCUAGGGGCCCACUGGAAGCCCGGGCUCCCCUCUGGGCAGGGUGCUGGCGGGGCGUUUGGGGACUUCUUUGGCAUGUCCCCUCCUGGUAUGAUGGGAGGCCUUGGUACAGGCCCAGGCGUGAUACAGGGAGGACUAGGGACUGGGCCAGGCGUCAUCAAUCUGGACGGCUUUGUGCCCAACUACAGCAAUAAACCCAGGAUGAACCAGCAGAACCCAGGUUUCAAUAACUAUCAGAAGCGUGGUUCCCCACAGGAUGGUGGUGGUUCCCCGCGUGCACAGAGACACAACUUCCAGGCCCAGCAACAGCAGCAACCGAGUACCGGCAGGCUGUCCCCUCAGAACCUGAACCCAGCCCAGCAGGCAUCACCCACUGCCUUCAACCAGCAGCAGAAGAAACCCAGUAAUCUGCCACCUCGUCUGGCAAAGCUUCAGCAACAACAACAACAGCAGCAGAUGUCAAGUGGUCCGCCAAUGCCGGUGUUGCCGAUGGUGCCGUCAGGGCAGCAGGUGAUGAUGAUGAUGCAGGACGGUCAACUGCCCAUCCCCCUGCCCAACACCAGUGUACCACCACCACCUCUACAACCCAAGGAGGAGAUCAGUCUCAGACCCACCAGGUCGUUCAUGGCCCCCCUGCGGCCCAGUGGCCCUACCAUGCUGCCCAAGUCUGCCCAGGCCUCCCCCUCCUCCCACCCACCACUUAUGACCAACACAGUCCUUGAUCAGCAGAGGGCCAACAGUCUCAACCCUCUACUGGCUAAACAGGCUGCAGUGACAAUCAAGGAGGUCCCUAAGGAGAAGCUAAAUCCAGUCAAGAAGAAGGCCAGUCUUCCAAGCAGGGAUGACAUACAGAAAAUUGUGAGCUCGGUGGUGAGUGAGUAUCUGGAGGGAGGCAGUCUCCAGGAGACGGUCUUGGCCAUCAAGGAUGCCAACCCCCCUGGAAAAUUUAUGCCUGAGUUGCUGGCGUUGAUGAUGACAAGCACGGUGGAGAAGUCUGAUACUGACCGAGAAAACAUCAUGAAGCUGGUGCUAGCUAUCAAAGCUGAGAAUCUCAUAACAUCGCAGAACUUUAUGGAUGGUUUCCGGUCCGUCCUUGAGCAGAUGUCUGAACUUGAGGCGAAUGUUGCCCUCAUCAAGACAUACGUAUCAGGGUUUGCGGCGUUUGCAGUGACCGAGUCGAUAGUUACGCUUCAGGAGCUUGCGUCACCCAUGGAGCAGGGCAUGUACUACCCACUGUUCCUGAUCUGCCUCCAGCAGAUGCUCAAGAGGAAGGACAGGGACUGGGUGAGGAACGUUUUCAACGAGAGCAAGAUGGACCUGCAAAACAUGCUGCCUGAAGUGGACCGCAGCAAGGAGCGUAUGAUGGAGAUCCUGGAGGAACGCAGCCUCAGUUUCAUGUUCCCACUGCUCCGUGUGCAGACAGACAUUUGGAAGCACAUUCAGACCGAGCCCACUGCCAAUGGACUUUCCAAGUGGAUUGAGGACCGUGUGAGCCCUGACCUUCAGCACACACCCGGAUUUAUCAAUGUUCUAACUACUAGUAUCCUGAAGUAUGUGACUGGUAAGACAAGCCUGAGUGAUGACUGUGACAAGUCCAACCCCAGCAAGGCCGUGCAGGAGCAGGAGAAACAGCAGCUCAACAACAUGAAGGAAGUUCUUCAGAGGUAUGUCCAGGACAGCGCCCUGUUGCAGAUGCACUGUGUGUAUGCAGCCCAGGUGUUCUGUCACAUCAAUGGCUUCCCAAAGGGCAUGCUGCUGCGUGUGUUCAUGAACCUGUAUGACAUGGAGGUGGUGGAUGAGGACAUCUUCCUUAAAUGGAAGGAGGAGGUCAACAAUGAGUAUCCAGGCAAGGGCAAGGCACUCUUCCAGGUGAACCAGUGGCUGACCUGGCUGGAGGAGGCAGAAGAGGAAUCUGAGGAUGACGGGUAGUGACCUACUGCAGUGUAACCUCACUUCCUGUGGAAAGGCAUCACUGGAGGAAGUGCAGGGGAAAUUUUGUGAAAAAAUAUCUGCUAAAAAUUAAAAAUUAAAAGAAGAAGUGAAAUAAGAUGAGCAUAUUUUCAAGAAUGUGGAUAGUGUUUAAGUGAAUUGUUUAUAAGGAAAACUAUAUUUUAACUGCGAAAUUAUUUGUAAAAUCAAAAAAAGUUGAUAUUGUAGAUCUGUGAAAAAAACUAAAUACAUGAUGUAACUGUUAUAGUGCAUGUUUUUGUAGUUUUUAUUUUUAUUUUGUAAAAGAAUAAAUUGUGUAUGAAGUAUAAAAUGAAUUUAAGUGAACAAAAACCAAAUGAUGAAUAUGGACAUUUAUAUUAUUAUUAUAUAUAUAUAAACAUUUGUGGUGUAAAAAUCAAGUGCAUAGGAUUAUGAUGACUAUAAAGAAAGUGAAACUAAAUCAACUGCUGGUACUGUUCAUUUUAUUGGAUGUCUAGCCUUGGAAAUAUAUGACCUUCAGAAGUCAUGUUAUACAAAGUACACAAUGAUUGUGUGAACAGCACUGAAGAUGAAGAACAGAUUUCCGUUUGGAGACUCUUAUUUCCAAACAGACAAAGAAUAAUCCAGGCUUCUCUUUUAUAGGAGUUUUUCUUGUGUGAAUCAUGUUUUUUUCAUUGUUGGUUUGUUGAGAUCAUGUUUUCUAUAUAUUAGCCAGUUUUAUUUUGAACCAUUAUCAUGAACUGAUCAGUGUCAUUUUGUUAGCAUUCAGCUUUGCUUGUAGCAUCAUGUUAUAAUCUAAAAAUAAGUCUAUCACAUUUUUUAAAUGAAACAUUGUAAGUUAUAAUCUUUGUGUAGUUUUUGUUUGAAAGUAAGGGAAAUAUUCCUAUCAUAGCUCUUAACAUAUGUAUUGUGUGUUUUGUCAAGAUGUAAAAAUAAGAAUGACUAUUUAGGUGUUGUCUACGGUUUUGAUUUAUUUGGAAAUCAUGUUUUGAUAUUGUGUUUUUUCUAUAAGUUAACUAGGCCAUUUAUGUCACCAUUUGAAAUUGCCAGUAUGAACAGAGCAUACAUUAAUUAGGUAUGAAGUCUUUAAUGUAACAGUAUACUAUAUAUAUGUUUGAUUUUAUAUCUGUUGUCUAGUAACACCACAAUAUAAAUUAUGUGAAGUGAUGUAUUUACAAUAAAUUUGGUGCUUGUAGUGUAUGUUGACCAUUAAAAAUAAAUUUUUCAAGGCAAACAUCAAUACAAUUUUCAGUAAUACUGCAAACUGGUUUGAGCUGUUUCCAAUUUAGGAAAUAAUUUCCCAGUUAUUAUGAUGUUAACAUGUAAGCUAUUAAAGCAGGAUAUUAAAAAAGCUGAUUUUCAGGGGGAAACAUACAUGUAAAGCAAAUUUUGAAACAAAAGCUUAUUUAAAAGGACCGUUUAUGACCGUUAGCAUUGUUUAAUGUAUGUUCCUAGUUCUGCAGUAUUACAGAUGCUGUAGUGUAUGUAGAUGCAUGCUUAUCUUGUACGUCUGCGUGUACCUUAGCUGCUGGGAAGCAUGAGGUCCUAUAGGGCUGUGUGUGUGGGUGUGUGGACAUGUUUGUGUGCGUGUUAUCCAGGGUCAAUAAAAUAGUAGUAUUUAA